Ipomoea nil (Japanese morning glory) is the source of this 1426-nucleotide messenger RNA. Its product is annotated as protein FLC EXPRESSOR-like. Bases 103 to 1008 code for a protein of 301 amino acids. The record is from RefSeq and is a predicted model, not a curated record. Lineage: Eukaryota; Viridiplantae; Streptophyta; Magnoliopsida; Solanales; Convolvulaceae. The transcript has 4 exons.
UAUAUUUGUUAAAAUGUGCGAAAUUACCUAGCGCUCCGGCGUUCUCUCCCCAAUACCCACCGCCGGGUAUAUAAACUGUACGGCAAAGCUUUUUCCGUUCUAAUGGCGGGACGGAAUUAUCUACCGCCAGAUGCCUUAGCGUUUAGGGACGGGGAGUGUCAUCCACUGGCAGUCGGCGAUCAUCGGGUGAUCCCUCUUAUCCCUCCGCCUGAAGCCCAAGCCCGACUCCGCCCUGCGGCCAUAUUGGAGGACGGUAUCGCCAUCCAACACCGCCAUAUCCAAACCCUCCUCCUCGAGAACCAGCGCUUCGCCACUACUCACGUCGCGCUCAAGCGGCAGCUUGCCGCCGCCCAGCAGGAUCUCCGACAGCUUACCGCAGUCGCAUCCGCGGUCAAGGCCGAGUGCGAUGCCGAGGUGCGAGCGGUAUAUGAGAAUUCAAUUAGAGCGGAGGCCGAGACCCGCGCCGUCGCUGAGCUGGCCCAAGUCAAGGAUGAUAUUGAGAAAAUGAAGGCUGACCGUGAAGAGCUUACUGCUAAGUUGAAGGAGACUGAGGAUGAACUAGCGAAGGUCCGGCCGGAGUUGAAGCAAUUGAAGGAGAUUAAAACUGACAUUGCUACAAUUCAGAAGGAUAUCCAAAGAGGAAGUGUGUCUUCUCAUGCGGACAAGAGCAGGGCUGCUGUUGAAUAUGAAAAGAAGAUGAAAAAAAUUAAUCAUGAACAGAGUCAGAUAAUGGAGAAGAAUAUGAUGUUGAUGAGUUGUGAAAUUGAAAAGCUACGUGCUGAGCUAGCAAUUGCAGAGAACAGGGCGAGGGCAGUUGCUUCUGUAGGACCAAGCCAAGCGUAUCCAGCAGGUUAUGGAGUUCCUGCAACCGGUUAUGGUGGAAACAUGUAUCCUAACUCUUAUGCUAUGCAGCAGGUUCAGCCUAGUACUGAUGAUGGUACCGGAUAUGGUGGAGCAAAUUACAACCCGUAUGCUCCUUAUGAUACGCAACAACCACAUAUCUCAUAGGCAUGUUUUCAUUGGAUAGUUUGCAGUAAGUCGAAUGCUUCCAGCGAAGAUAAUCCGUUUCUGUGAUGGCUUUGAACGAAUUGGAGAGCAAAUAGAACAUUGCCUUUGCUGUUGUUGUCCCCCGCAUGAGAGCAUGAAAAAUCUUCAACUUUGUUUGUAAGUAGCAGAAGAAGACGGAGCAUUGAGUUCUUCCUCGAACCCAUGCUUCUCUCCUUUUCACAUUUUUCUUUAAUUAUAGUUUACAACUAUUAGAAUGUUUAUACCUUUCCACAAUUUUUUCCAAAAAAGUAACGUGGAAAGCUUAUUGGGUUUGAACCAAAGACGGCAUACUUGUAUAAGUAAUGUUUCAGUUAGCAGAAGGAGACUUCCUAGAACACCUGACGCACAUGCUUUUUCCUAUAAAUGGUGAUAAGUGAUA